GGUUAUGAAAGCGGAGCAGUGGGUGAGGAAAGCUGAGUCCUGCAGCUGCUGCCUGUAAAAUCUGCUGUGGUGAACUCUCUAACCUGCUCCUGAUGGUUGGUUUGAUUUGGAUUCAGGGAUCUUAAAAAUAAGAUCUACUGUCAACAAUGCUUCGGGUCACCACUGCCUCCCUGUGCAGCUACUGUCAGAGGAUAAGGCUGCUGCUCCCUCCCUCUGCCUCUGCCUCCACAGUGACUUCUCCCAACAAAAGGCCUGAAAACCAGCACACAGUGGACUCUCUGUAUGAGCUGUCAGUGGACAUCCGGAAGGUACGCAAGGCCAAGGGCUGGGUCCUGUCUGAGAGCUCUACGUAUGUGGCUGAAACUGCUGAUCUGCUGAGGGGCAUGGGCGCAGACACGCCAGUGAUCGCCCGGAUCCUGGAAACUCACCCCGAGGCUGUCCUGUGUCGGCCGGAGGAUGUGGCCACCCAGAGAGACCUUUGGGUGUCCGUGUGUCCCAACAAGCGUGAGUUGAUGAGCAUCAUUGAGAAGUUCCCAGCCUCCUUCUUUACUUUGACUCACCACGACAACCAGCGAGCGAACAUCUUUUACCUCCAGAGCCUUCGCCUCAGCAAGCGGAUCAUCGGCAAACUGAUGGCCAGCGCCCCGCAGAGCUUCAGUCGACCCGUAGAGCGCAACCAGGAGGUCAUCCACACUCUGAGGGAGACCUACCUGGAUCUCGGCGGUGAUGAGGGCAACCUGCGUGUUUGGCUGCAGAAACUCCUCAGCCAGAACCCGUACAUCCUGCUGCGGCCCGCUGAGGCCUGGAGGGACAGUCUGGGCUUCCUUAGGGAGCAGGGCUUCACCACAGAGGAGCUCCUCAGCCUGGUCUCCAGCCUUAGGGCCUCCAUCGCAGAGCUGCAGCCUGACGCCAUGCAGCAGGCUCUGGCCUACAUCGAAGACGCUCUCGCCUGUUCCAAGGACGAACUGAAGCAAACAGUGAUCCGCUGCCCGGCCAUUUUGUACUACUCCCUGCCCACCUUGGUGGGACGGUUCCAGGGUUUGAUGGAUGUCGGCGUGAGCAUGGAGCAGGUGAAGGAAUCUCCAAACGUCCUGGAGCUCACCACACAAAUCGUGCUCUACCGCAUCCAGAGGCUGGCUUCCUACGGGUAUGAUGUACGCUCCGGCAGCCUGGACGUUAUUGUGGGAACCAAGAAGGAUUUUGAGAUGAGUUACGGCAAACUGCAGCUCAGACAGCAGAGGCCGCUCUUCAACCCUGUGGCUCCCCUCAGAUCAGCUGAGGAGUGAAUGUCAGGAUGUGUGGAUAUUCUGCAUUAUGCUAAUAUAUGGUGGGUUUGUUGGGUUAGUUACUACAAAGCUAACAUGUUUCUGCCCGUGGCCUUUGGAUUUGAUCCUGAGGCAAAGCUGAGGGCUCUUCUGAUAAUAUGACACUGCGACUGUUGUAUGGAAAUGAGUGUGAAACCUUUUCUGUCUGUCCUGCGGAUUAAGAUUUAAAACUGUAACUAACAAACAGAUUGUGGGAACUGAACACAACAGGAUGAGCAAUA
Molecule: messenger RNA, 1546 nt
Organism: Toxotes jaculatrix (banded archerfish)
Lineage: Eukaryota; Metazoa; Chordata; Actinopteri; Toxotidae
Product: transcription termination factor 2, mitochondrial-like
Exons: 3
Coding region: 147-1286 (379 amino acids)
Biological process (GO): regulation of DNA-templated transcription; termination of mitochondrial transcription
Cellular component (GO): mitochondrial matrix
Molecular function (GO): double-stranded DNA binding
Source: RefSeq, a predicted model, not a curated record